ACCGCCAGUCACCACCGCUUUCAAGUCUUCAAUUCUCAAAAGAGGGCAAAAGCUAGGGUUUUUUACCAAAUUCCUUCAAAAAUACAGAAGGGGGUUUCAAAUUUCAGUUUCUGAAUCGCGAGAAUCACACGAAGAAAGCGCAAUCGAAAUCGAAGAAUCUGAAAAAAAUGGAGGGAGGUGGAGAAGGAGUAGAGAUGGUGGUGGACUCCAAGGACUUGCAGCAGCAGAGCAAAGCCUUCGAUAAGCUCACCGACCGCGUCGAAGAUCGCCAGCUCAAUUCCACCCGCGUCCAGGAGGCCAUGGCUUCCAUCGCCGCCUCCUCCGAAGCCGAUAGGAAUGCUAUGCGAUUGAGGGAGAAGGAAUUGGCUGCUGUGAAGAUCAAUGCAGGCGAUGUAGACAUAAUCGCAAAUGAACUAGAGUUGGACAAGAAGGUAGCUGAGAGGACUUUGCGGGAGCACAAAGGUGAUGCCGUUGCUGCCAUUCGACACUUGCUUCGCUAGAAAUGAAUUCCCAAGUAUGAUUAGAAUUUGGGUUUCUUUUUUGCUUCAAAUUUUGCAUCUCCAACGCUAUCAGAUAUAUUCAGAUAUCGAAUGACAAUUACAUUGCUGUACUGUGAGUUGCGAGGAUAAAAUAAUCAGAAACAUGCACCUUAGUGACUCAUUUCACAUUUGGCAUCAGUUGAGCUAGAUUUAUUUC
Molecule: messenger RNA, 696 nt
Organism: Malus domestica (apple)
Lineage: Eukaryota; Viridiplantae; Streptophyta; Magnoliopsida; Rosales; Rosaceae
Biological process (GO): protein stabilization; negative regulation of apoptotic process
Source: RefSeq, a predicted model, not a curated record